This is a messenger RNA of Porites lobata, 931 nucleotides long. The record is from the annotation of a GenBank genome assembly. NCBI's taxonomy places the organism in Eukaryota, Metazoa, Cnidaria, Anthozoa, Scleractinia, Poritidae.
AACAAUGACAAAGGUGACAACAGUGAGAACAGUGACAACGGUGACAACGGCAACAACGGUGACAACAGUAACAACGGUGAGAACAGUGACAAUGGUGACAACAGUGACAAUGCUGACAACAGUCACAACAGUGACAACGGUGACAACACUGACAACAGUGAAAACAGUGACAACGGUGACAACAGUUAGAACGGUGACAACAGUUACAACGGUGACAACAGUGAGAAUGGCGGCAACGGUGACAACAGUGACAACGAUGACAAAAAAUAGUAACAACGGUGAGAACAGUGACAACAGUGUCAACGGUGACAACUGUGACAAUAGUGACAACGGUGACAAUGGCGACAAGAGUGAGAAGAGUGACAACAGUGACAACGGUGACAACAGUGACAAUGAAGACAACACUUAGAACGGCGACAAUGGUGACAACAGUGACAGCAGUGAAGGUGGUGACUACAGUGACAACGGUGAUAACACUUAGAACGGUGACAAUGGUGACAACGGUGACAACAGUGACAACAGUGACAACGGUGACAACAGUGAAAACAGUGACAACAGUGACAAUGGUGACAACAGUGCAAAAAGUGACAACAGUGACAAUGGAGACAACGGUGACAAGACUGAGAGGAGUGACAACGGUGACAACACUGACAACGGUGACAACAGUGACAACCGCGACAACGGUGACAACGGUGAGAAGAGUGACAACAGUGACAACAGUGACCAUGGUGACAACAGUGACAACGGUGACAAUGGUGACAAUGGUGAAAAUGGUGACAAAAGUGACAACGGCGAUAACGGUGACAGCGGUGACAACAGUGACAACGGUGACAACCGUGACAACAGUGACAACAGCGACAACGGUGACAACGGUGAGAAGAGUAACAACAGUGACAACAGUGACAACGGUGACAACAGUGACAACGGUGAC